AUGGAUGAAACUGAGAAUAGAAUUGAAUGGGAAGAUACUGCUGUCUUUAUCGAACAUGUCGACAUCAACGACAGCGGUAGCACAAUUGAGCUCUUGCCCCCUCACAAAAUUGAUGACAUCCUUAGAAGACUCGGCCCAACAAAGUACCGAGCAAAAGGAAGCUGUUUCAAUAAAUAUCUAGAGGCUCGCAUCCCGGGAACUGGCCAGUGGAUACUAGAAUCUCCAAGAUAUCGAGAAUGGCAUGACAAGGAAGAAAAUGGUCUACUAUGGAUCAAAGGUAUACCGGGAUCUGGCAAGUCGAUUCAUGCUGCUACUGUUAUAGAGCAAUUGAAGCAAGAAAACACUCCCGUAUUAUACUUUUUCUUUGUCCAAACUCUCGAUGCCAACCAACAACUCAAACUAGCUGUCAAUGAUUGGAUAGCUCAGAUCUUACGAUACAGCACGCAUGCACAAAAAAAACUGGAAAAGGAGAUAUCGAAAUUUCGUGACUUGUCCUGGGAACAGCGAUGGGAAUAUUUGCAAUUUGGGUUGCGCCAAGUCGCAAAAGCAUACUUGGUCAUUGACGGGAUUGAUGAGCUAGACCAAACUGAGUCCAAGCGACUUCUUGAGCGGCUUGUUGAGCUGCGGCGUUAUCAUCCGAUAGCGUGCUACAAGUUAUCCAAACAUCAUAUCCUGCAGCCACCAUUUUACAACAUUUGGUGA
Messenger RNA from [Torrubiella] hemipterigena, 702 nucleotides. The record is from the annotation of a GenBank genome assembly. Lineage: Eukaryota; Fungi; Ascomycota; Sordariomycetes; Hypocreales; Clavicipitaceae.